Molecule: messenger RNA, 1527 nt
Organism: Python bivittatus (Burmese python)
Lineage: Eukaryota; Metazoa; Chordata; Lepidosauria; Squamata; Pythonidae
Gene: SYS1
Product: SYS1 golgi trafficking protein
Biological process (GO): protein localization to Golgi apparatus; Golgi to plasma membrane protein transport; Golgi to endosome transport
Cellular component (GO): trans-Golgi network; Golgi membrane
Source: RefSeq, a predicted model, not a curated record
CACACACACACACACAUACACAUACAUACAUAUAUACAUACACACACAUAUAUACAUACAUACAUACACACACGCGUGUGGCCUAUGGGCUACUUCUUCAGCAAUGGCUCCCCAGUUCCGCAGUUACGUUUGGGAUCCUGCUCUUAUCCUUUCCCAGAUUAUGCUCAUGCAAGCAAUUUAUUACAGUAGUCUGGGCCUUUGGUUGGCUCUGGUAGACAGUCUAGUAAAGAGCAACCCUUCGCUGGACCAGGUUUUCAGUUACGAGGUUUUGGGAUUUGCCACCUCUCCUGGGAGACUUUCCACAAUGGCAUUUAUCCUGAAUGCACUCACCUGCGCCAUUGGUUUGCUGUAUUUCAUUCGGCGAGGAAAGCAAUGCUUGGAUUUCACAGUCACGGUUCAUUUUUUUCACCUGUUGGGCUGCUGGAUUUACAAUGGAUCCUUUCCAACAGCUUUGACCUGGUGGCUUGUACAUACUGUGUGCACGGCACUCAUGGCUGUGAUUGGGGAAUACCUCUGUAUGCGGACAGAACUGAAAGAAAUCCCAUUAAAUUCAGCCCCCAAAUCCAGUGUAUAGACCAUCAGACGUCCUGUGUUUCUCCGUCAGCAUCAGCAUCUUGGUGCUAGUUUGUGAUACGUGGAAAUGCAGCUGAAGAAAUCCAGAGGGCCUUAAACGUAGUAGCUGGGAGGCUGACAUCUGCAAUACUUUGAUAGGCCAAGAUGAAUAUAGUUUUUACAUAACUCAUUUUUAUUACCAUGCAGGCAUGCUCAGUUUGCCAAAGUGAUAUAGAUCAGACUCAGUGUUGGAUAAUAAAGCAUAAAAAACAUGGUAAAUGAACUGAUUUUGAGAAUUUGAGAAGCAAGCAGUGAGUUGUGGUGAUCACAGCUUCCCUUCUAUAUAGUGUGAACAUCAGCUGACUAAUGAGCUACAACAGUUGCACAAUUGACACUUUGUUACCUUUUAUCCCCUAUAUGUCUGAUGUUUUACUUCCACUUUUUGAAUUAAAAGAUCAAGGAGAUCAAACAAUGCAGAAAGGCACAGUACUAUUGUUCACUUGACUGCUCAGAUUCCAGAAAGCUUAUUAACAACAAAGAGUAAUAUGACUGUAUUUAUUGGAUUGAAGAAAUAAUUAUUUUAUUUAAUAAAGACCUCAACUUUCCAUUGAAGCUCUGCAGUAUAUUGAUCAGGCUGGGUUAUAUUAUUAAUAUGAUAGUAGAAAUGAGAGAGUCAUCAGUCUGGAAUACAAUUCAGGAAACCAUGACCUAGAAACUUGUAAACUACUGGCUUCAAAAAGGUGAACAAGGACUAACCACUCUUGUUCACAGUGCAUGGCAUAGAGGGGUAACUGCCCCUGGUCACAAGCAAAUGCUGAUUUGUAGGCUGGAGAUGCUUCAAAUAAGCCUUCUUGUUUAUUACAGUGAAUGUUUUAUCUUGAAGAUUCAAGGAUAUUUGCAGGGUGGGGCAGAAAAAACAGGAUGGUUAACUCUUUCUGUAACUGUACUACUGUCAACAUAAACUUGUUUUGCAUA